Messenger RNA from Pistacia vera, 1028 nucleotides. RefSeq names its product probable enoyl-CoA hydratase 1, peroxisomal. The transcript has 3 exons. Gene Ontology annotation, cellular component: peroxisome. The record is from RefSeq and is a predicted model, not a curated record. Lineage: Eukaryota; Viridiplantae; Streptophyta; Magnoliopsida; Sapindales; Anacardiaceae. Bases 65 to 862 code for a protein of 265 amino acids.
UGGGAAGCGAACAGUAUAAUAUCUCUGAAGUGGGAAAACUCGAAAAUAAAAAGAACCUUCACCGAUGGGCGAACCCAAACCCGAAUGUCUAAUCCUUGUAACCCGAGACCCGAACGGGAUCGGGUAUAUCACGAUCAACCGUCCGAAAUCGUUGAACUCGUUGACCAAGUCAAUGAUGACGGAUAUGGCCCAGGCGUUUAAGUCCUUGGAUAAGGACCCUUCUGUCCGGGUGAUAAUCUUGUCCGGAUCGGGUCGGUCGUUCUGUUCGGGCGUCGAUCUUACUGCGGCGGAGGACGUGUUCAAGGGAGAUGUUAAGGAUAUCGAGUCCGACCCGGUUGCGCAAAUGGAGCGGUGCAGGAAGCCGAUAAUCGGAGCCAUUUCCGGGUUCGCGGUGACGGCUGGAUUUGAAAUCGCGCUCGCUUGUGAUAUCUUGGUGGCAGCUAAAGGAGCUAAAUUUAUGGACACUCAUGCCAGAUUUGGUAUAUUUCCUUCAUGGGGUCUUUCGCAGAAGCUUUCGCGAAUUAUUGGAGCUAAUAGAGCUCGUGAAGUAUCUAUAUCGGUGAUGCCUGUAACUGCUGAGCAGGGUGAGAGGUGGGGCUUGGUGAACCAUGUUGUUGAAGUAGGUGAUUUGCUGAAGAAAGCCAAAGAAGUUGCGGAGGCCAUCAUAAAAAAUAAUCAAGAUUUGGUGUUGAGGUACAAGGCAGUCAUAAACGAUGGUCUGAAGCUGGACCUUGGCCAUGCUCUUCAACUAGAAAAGGAGAGUGCUCAUAACUAUUACAAUGGAAUGACCAAAGAGCAGUUCAAGAAAAUGCAGGAGUUCAUAGCUGGCCGGGGUGCAAAGAAGCCUUCGCCUAAGCUGUAAAUUCAAGAUCUACUGUGUUAUGGUUACCUAAAAAAAAUAAAUAUGUUGGACUUGAGCCCAAAAGAUGGGGAGUUUGACAUGAAAAGAAGUUGGAUCCUCUUAAUACUGCAGAUGCAAACACUUCUAUUAAGUUUUAUGUAUAGUGUGAUUCAAUCAAUUGAUCAUC